Callithrix jacchus (white-tufted-ear marmoset) is the source of this 2136-nucleotide messenger RNA. The record is from RefSeq and is a predicted model, not a curated record. Lineage: Eukaryota; Metazoa; Chordata; Mammalia; Primates; Cebidae.
CUAAGGCCGAGGACGAGGGAGAAGAAGGCUGAAAGGAGACCGAGAGUGAGGGGUCCCGGGGCGAGUAGGCGCAGGGAGAAGUCCCCAGUGCCAGUGGGGAAGAGCGCGCCGAGAGGGACUCCGAGGACUGGUGUGUGCCCUGCAGCGACGAGGAAGUGGAGCUGCCCGCGCAUGGGCAGCCCUGGAUGCCCCAGCCCUCUGAGAUCCAGCAGCUCUAUGAACUGCUGGCUGCCCACGGUACCCUGGAGCUGCAAGCAGAGAUCCUGCUCCGCCGGCCGCCCAUGCCUGAGGCUCAGAGCGAAGAGGAGAGAUCCGAUGAGGAGCCGGAGGCCAAAGAAGAGGAAGAGGAAAAACCACACAUGCCCAAGGAAUUUGAUUUUGAUGAAGACCCAGUGACACCGAAGGACUCGCUGAUUGACCUGCCACGCACCCCAGGAAGCUCAGCCCGGAGCCAGAAACGGGAGGCCCGCCUGGACAAGGUGCUCUCGGACAUGAAGCAACACAAGAAGCUGGAGGAGCAGAUCCUUGGUACUGGGAGGGACCUCUUCAGCCUGGACUCGGAGGACCCCAGCCCCACCAGCCCCCCACUCCGAUCCUUAGGGAACAGUCUCUUCCCUCGGCAGCAAAAAUACUGACUCCUGCUGCUCCUGCCUCUAGGGUGCAGCGUCUGUACCUGCUGGGACCUGGGCCCUCCUUCCCCAGCCCAGACACUGAGAAACUUGGGAAGAAGAGAGAAACCCCAAGCUCCCAAACAGCACGUUGCAGGAAAAAGGAAGAGAGAGAAGAGAGAGAGAGAGAGAGAGUGAGAGAGUGUGUGUGAAAGAGGAAGAGCGAGAGUGUGUGUGUGCAUGUGCGUGUUUUCUAUUGAACACCUAUUUGGAGACUGGGACUGAAUUUUCUGAGUCUGAAAUAAAAGAUACAGAGCUAUCAUCUCUUAAAAAAAAUGCCACUAAAAGAGAGAGAAAAUGUUUCCUCUCUUAACAUGAAAAAUGAAGGUAUGGGGCCGAGAGUAGUGGCUCAUACCUGUAAUUCCCGAUCUUUGGGCAGUGUAGGCAGGCAGAUCACAAGGUCAGGAGUUCGAGACCAGCCUGGCCAAUAUAGUGAAAUCCAUCUCUACUAAAAAUACAAAAAAUUAGCCAGGCAUAGUGGUAGCUGCUUGUAAUCCCAGCUACUUGGGAGGCUGAGGCAAGAGAAUCACUUGAACCUGGGAGGUGGAGGUUGCAGUAUGUUGAGACUACACCACUGCCCUCCAGCCUGGGCAUGAAACAAGACUCCAUGUCUCAACAACAACAACAAAAAAAAAAAAAAAAAAGAAAGGAAAAAUGAAGGCAUGGAAAACAAUUUCUUGUUAAUAGUUCACUCAGUAUUAACACUCUAAGUGUAUAUGAGAGCACAGACGUAGAACUCAGUUAUUCACAAUUAUACUUUUAUUAGAAUGCUCAACAUUCUAGAAAAGACUGUACAUUGAGCACAGAAAUAAAGGUUUACUAAAUCUUUAAAGAUUAGGAAUGUAAAAAGUAGUAAUAUAACCCAAGUUUUCAUUAUCGGUAUCACUGCAUUGUCAUGCCACAACCACGUAUUUAUACAUAAUCUUAUAUGAAAAUAUAGUUUCACACAUAAAGGACAUACAUGUAAAAAUCUUAACUAGAUAUUUUUAGCAAAGGAUUCUGGAUAAUUAUUUAAUGUGCAGUUUCCUCUCUUUAAUAUUCUGUUUCCCCAUUCUCACUGGCUUUCUCUACAAAUCUAUUUAAUCGUUUCAUAAUGAUAUUGGUUCUAGAAGUUGAAGGAUAAAGGACAAAAUAAACUGCUACAUGGAGAUGAAACAUUAAAAUAUCUGUUCCAUCAUCAGAUAAAAGCUUGAUGUUGUCUAGGUGGCCCCUUCUUUUCUUUCCUGGGCUGACAUUUUGGGAUACCCUGUUUUGUAUAAAUAAAACUGUGUUAUUCAUUCUGUAUUCCCAGAAUCAUAAAAAAAUGUCUAGGAUAUAAAAGACCUUCUAUAUCCUUUCUGAAUUAAUUUACCUAUCUAUCUCUAGCUAUGUAAUCUUGGUGUCAUUAUUCUAAACACAAAUGGUUACUUCAUAGUAUUGUUAAUAUGAAAAUAGUAUUGUAAGUCCUUUAAGGGAUUCAGAUGAAUCU